Hermetia illucens (black soldier fly) is the source of this 1610-nucleotide messenger RNA. Its product is annotated as venom serine carboxypeptidase-like. Gene Ontology annotation, molecular function: serine-type carboxypeptidase activity. The record is from RefSeq and is a predicted model, not a curated record. NCBI's taxonomy places the organism in Eukaryota, Metazoa, Arthropoda, Insecta, Diptera, Stratiomyidae. Gene Ontology annotation, biological process: proteolysis. The transcript is spliced from 6 exons. The coding region runs from base 89 to 1588 and encodes 499 amino acids.
UUCCAGUUCAUCUGCCUCCAGACUGCCCACAUGAACUUUUAUUCAAUUCAGUCAAUAACAUUCUUCGCAGGUGCUAAUAUCGUUCGAGAUGAAGUUCACGUUCUUGUACCUUGCCUUGGGCUACCUUGCCAUCAGCACGGAUCGCUCUAAUGGUCAGUUGUUAACGACUUUUAACACCCCGCGAUGGGACCCCCGUGGGUCAACCACUAAAGUAGACGUCGGGGAGAGGCUGAUUCUCACCCCCUUCAUUGAAUCCGGGAAUAUAGUACAAGCUCGACAGUUAGCCCGUGUGAAUAGUGACUUGUUUUUUAAUGUGACCAGCUACUCGGGCUUCUUGACAGUCAACGAGGAGAAAAAUUCCAAUUUAUUCUUCUGGUUCUUCCCUGCUAAGGGAACUGAAUCACUGUACGAUGCCGAUUUCGAUUACGAUGGGGAAGAUGAAGACACCGAUUACGACCAUCCAUAUCUCAAGAAGUUGAUGAAAAGACCGAAGGUGCAAGACAUGACAAGGUCAGAUGACGCGAAACCUGUUGUUCUCUGGCUGCAAGGCGGACCUGGGAGCUCCUCACUGUUUGGAUUAUUCACGGAGAACGGACCAUUCUUGAUUAAUGACGAUUUCGCUUCAAUCAGAGAAAACCCAUACUCUUGGCACACAAAAUAUUCAAUGCUUUACAUCGACAAUCCAGUGGGGACCGGGUUCAGUUUUACCAGAUCCGACGGCUAUGCAACAAAUGUUACCCAAAUUUCCAAACAACUUUACUCAGCUUUAACUCAAUUCUUCGAUAUGUUUCCUUUGCUCCAACCAAAUGAGUUUUUCAUCGCUGGGGAAUCUUACGCUGGUAAGUAUAUCCCUGCGUUGGGCUAUGAAAUCUAUAUACAGAACCGAGGAGGAAGACGAAUCAUUAAUUUGCAAGGGAUUGCAUUGGGCAAUGCACUUUCUGAUCCUUACAAUAUGAACGACUAUUCCGACUUUGCCUACCAGACAGGCUUGGUUGGAUACUUGGGAUACACUGAAAUGAGGAUUUUCGAAUCAUUGUUCAAAACCCAUUAUGAUACAGAGUAUGCAAAAUCGUUUUGGGACGCGACCCUUCAUUCCUUCGUCCGCCAUAGUCAAUACAGAAACCUCUACAACAUUCGGGAUCCUUAUCCCGUAAACUUAACAAUUUUCCGGACAUUCGUUGAAUUGCCAGAGGUUCGAAGAGCGAUUCACGUGGGAAAUCAAAAAUUCUCGGAUCCUUCAGUGGUAGGCGUGUACCUGCAGCCUGAUUUCUUCAACACAGCCAUGCAUUGGACUGAGCGACUACUGGAUGCCGGUUUGAGGGUCAUGUACUACAGCGGCAAUUUAGACUUCAUAAUAGCACACCCACUCUCCCAAAAUGCUUUCCACCAGAUGCGUUGGAAAGGAGCUUCUAAAUAUCGAAUAGCCGAACGAACGCCAUUCGUAAUUGAUGGAAAGCUGAAGGGUUACAUAACGGAGGUUGAUAAUUUUGUUGAUGCAACAAUAUUGAACGCUGGUCAUAUGGCGCCAACAGAUCAACCAGAAGCAUGUCUAGAACUGGUCGACCGUUUUAUUAGACAUAGUUUAUGAAAGGAAUAAAUCAUACUGAGCA